Messenger RNA from Caenorhabditis angaria, 2642 nucleotides. NCBI's taxonomy places the organism in Eukaryota, Metazoa, Nematoda, Chromadorea, Rhabditida, Rhabditidae. The record is from the annotation of a GenBank genome assembly.
AUGGCGGAUGAGGAUGUUUUGGCGGAUGUUCGAAUAGUUUUAAUCGGUGAUAAAGGAUGCGGAAAAACCUCGCUGAUAAUGAGUUUGCUUGAGGAUGAAUGGGUUGAUUUGGUGCCGCCAAGAUUGGAUAAGGUUUUGAUUCCUGCAGAUGUGACUCCGGAAAAUGUGACAACUAGUAUUGUUGAUUUGUCAAUCAAGGAUGAAGGUAUCUUACUGAUUUUUAAAAAAAAUUCUGAAAAAAAACAUGAAUUUUCCAGAUGAAAAUUGGUUGGUUUCGGAAAUCCGUCAGGCGAAUGUUAUUUGUGUUGUCUAUUCAGUUUGUGAUGAGGAAAGUGUGGAUAGAAUUGAGAAAACAUGGCUGCCAACUAUUAGAUUAGCAUUUGGAGAAUUCCACGAGGUUCCAGUAAUUUUAGUUGGCAAUAAAUCCGACGGUCCUGCUAAUCAUACUGAUAAAAUUCUACCGAUAAUGGAGGCGAAUACUGAAGUCGAAACUUGUGUUGAAUGCUCAGCGAGAACUAUGAAAAAUGUUUCGGAGAUAUUUUAUUAUGCGCAAAAGGCUGUGAUUUAUCCGACUCGUCCACUUUACGAUGCUGAUAAUAAACAAUUAACUGAUCGCGCCAGAAAAGCGUUGAUUCGAGUUUUCAAAGUUUGCGAUCGAGAUAAUGAUGGAUAUUUGAAUGAUACGGAAUUGAAUGAUUUUCAAAAAUUAUGCUUCGGAAUCCCAUUAACAUCAACAGCAUUGGAAGAUGUUAAGCGAGCAGUUGCUGAUGGUUGUCCAGAUGGAGUUGUUAGCGAUGCUUUGAUGCUUCCUGGAUUCCUUUAUCUACAUUUAUUAUUCAUUGAAAGAGGAAGACAUGAAACAACUUGGGCGGUUUUACGAAAAUUUGGAUAUGAGACGAAUUUGAAGUUAUCGGAAGAGUAUUUAUAUCCAAGAUUGGUUGUUCCAAUUGGAAGUUCGACUGAAUUAUCGCCUGAAGGUGUUCAAUUUGUAUCGGCUUUGUUUGAAAAAUACGAUGAGGAUAAAGAUGGAUGUUUGUCGCCGAGUGAAUUGCAGAAUCUAUUUUCAGUUUGUCCAGCGCCAGUGAUCACAAAGGAUGUGAGUUUUUCCUAAAAUUUAUCUGAAAAAAAUUGCAAAUCAUUUUUUUUCAGACAAUUUUGGCACUUGAAACAAAUCAACGAGGCUGGCUCACUUAUAAUGGAUAUAUGGCAUAUUGGAAGUAAGUCUCCCCCUAAAUCUACUCUAAUUAAUCGCAAAUAACUUUCAGUAUGACCACGUUGAUAAAUGUGACGCAAGCAAUGGAGCAAAUGGCGUAUUUAGGAUUUCCAGUUGGAAGAAGUGGCCCGGGAAGAGCUGGAAAUGCUGUGGAUUCUGUGCGAAUUACAAGAGAAAGAAGGAAAGAUUUGGAGGAUCGUGGAACCGAUCGAAAAGUUUUUCAAUGUUUGGUUGUUGGAGCCAAGGAUGCGGGAAAGGUUGGUUUUUUGAAAACUUUGACCCAUAAAAGGUGGAAUCCGAGCAAAAAUUAGUUGUGCUCAUUUGAAAGAGCAUGUUCUGAUUAGUACAAUCCUCGAAGGAUUUUUUCUGGAAGCUUUUCACAACAUUAAAUCCAAGCUACAGUACUUAUGGACUUUCAAGCCAUUUUAUUAUCGAAAAUCUCCACGCGCUCCACCGAAAUCAACACGCAACGCAGACCGCGCCGCGCCACAACACAAAAGGGAGGGAAUUUGAAUCGUUCCCUGUUUUGUGUGUGUUGCGGCGCGACGCAGUCUGCGUUGCGUGUUUAUUUCGGUGGAGCGCGUGUGGUACCGAUGAGAUUUUCAAUAAUAAAAUGGCUUGAAAGUCCAUAAGUACUGUAGCUUGGAUUUAAUGUUUGAGAAGCUUCUAGAAAAAAUCCUUCGAGGAUUGUACUAAUUAGAACAUGCUCUUUCAACUUAUUUUUUGCUUGGACCUAUUUUGCCACGUCAUAACUAACUCUAUUCCCUUGCAGACUGUAUUCAUGCAAUCCUUGGCUGGCCGCGGAAUGGCUGAUGUUGCGCAAAUCGGUCGCCGUCACUCACCAUACGUUAUAAAUCGUGUCAAAGUGAAAGAAGAGAGCAAAUAUUUAUUGCUCCGCGAAGUUGAUGUUUUGUCGCCGCAAGAUGCGUUAGGUGCUGGCGAGACUGCCGCCGAUGUUGUCGCAUUUCUGUACGAUGUUUCGAAUCCCGAUUCGUUUGCGUUUUGUGCAACCAUUUAUCAAAAGUAUUUUUAUCGGUUAGUGAUUUGGGAAUUUGUAGAAAAUUCUGGAAUUUUUUCCAGAACCAAAACACCGUGUGUCAUGAUUGCCACAAAAGUCGAAAGAGAAGAAGUUGAUCAACGAUGGGAAAUUCCACCAGAAGAAUUUUGUCGACAAUACGAACUUCAAAGACCCAUCAAAUUCUCAAACAAUCAUGUAAGCUCAUUUUUUCCUCCUUUUAAGUUUCAAAUUCACAUUUCUCUAUAGAUUGGUGACUCAAAAUGUGCAGUUUUCGAGCAAUUGGCAAUGAUGGCAGUUUAUCCGCAUCUUCGCCGUGUUUUCUAUCUCCACGAUUCGAAUCUUCUCUCAAAACUCACAUUUGGAGCAGCAAUUGUUGCGCUAGCUGGAUUUUUAGUGCUCAAAAACUUGUAG